AUGCCUACGGUCUCAGCGAUGGUGUCGCGGCAUCCCAAGUCGUUCUUGGGCACUGAAUCGUCUAUGAGACUCACAAAGUCCAAGCCUUUAAGGAAAUGGAUGCCGUCUGGAGCUUGGGACUGUCAUAUGCAUGUUACAGACAGGAAAUAUCCUGUCGUCGCAGGGGCUGCAUACCAAACGAGACCAGGCCAAGGGAUUGACGAUGCCAUGGCCUUCGAGUCAACUCUGCGAAUCAAGAACGUCGUCCUGGUUCAACCAUCCAUCUACGGAACCGACAAUUCGUGUCUUCUCGACGCCCUUCGGCGCGUUGGACCUUCCCGCGGGCGAGGCGUGGUCGAUAUAGACCCGCGCGAAACCAAAGUGUCAACCUUGCGAGAAUGGCACUCACUAGGUGUGCGCGGUGUGCGGGUUAACUUCAUGUCCAAAGGUGUCACCCCCGUUCAUCAACAACUAGACGAUGCGCUCUCGAAGAGAGCGCGGCUCAUCCGAGACCUGGGCUGGAUGAUUCAGGUGCACACGCCCAUGAGCACGAUGCCUCACCUUGAAGAGAUAAUCCCCAAGCUCGGAGUUAAGGUCUGCAUUGACCACUUCGGGUGCCCGGAUCUGCCCAAGUUAAAAUGGGAUCAGGGGGCAUAUUUCGACCCGUAUCUCCUCCGCGGUUUCCCAUCGCUAAUGAACCUGCUCCAAGGGGGCCUUACAUGGGUGAAGAUAUCCGCUCCGUAUCGCUUCAGCAAGGAUGAAAAGCUCCGCGAUAUGGAUGUUCUAGCUCGAGAGUUCAUACGCGAGGCGCCUACCCGAGUGGUUUAUGCAACAGACUGGCCGCAUACUAGAUUUCGCAACGUUGACAUUGAACCUUUUACGGAAAUGUGUCUUCGACGAUGUGGCUCAUGGGCCGUAGCGAAGAGGGUGUUUCGAUACAAUACGGAGGAAUUAAUGGAUUGUCGACUCAAUAUCUAG
Aspergillus nidulans FGSC A4 is the source of this 957-nucleotide messenger RNA. Its product is annotated as putative TIM barrel metal-dependent hydrolase. Bases 1 to 957 code for a protein of 318 amino acids. Gene Ontology annotation, molecular function: hydrolase activity. The transcript is spliced from 2 exons. NCBI's taxonomy places the organism in Eukaryota, Fungi, Ascomycota, Eurotiomycetes, Eurotiales, Aspergillaceae. The record is from RefSeq and is a predicted model, not a curated record.